Molecule: messenger RNA, 426 nt
Organism: Saprolegnia parasitica CBS 223.65
Lineage: Eukaryota; Oomycota; Saprolegniomycetes; Saprolegniales; Saprolegniaceae
Exons: 2
Coding region: 1-426 (141 amino acids)
Source: RefSeq, a predicted model, not a curated record
AUGACCAACUCGUCGACGCUGACCAACUUUUGCGACCAAGUGGCGCCAAGUGUCUUGACGGCCGAGCCGACGUUGAGCGCGCUCUGCGACGGCUGCCAACGGAUGCACGAGACGUCGGCAUUUAGCGACUGGAUCGACGACAACUGCGUACACAAUGCACGGGUCGAUGGUUUGUCAACCUUUUGCAUUUUUUACCGGAGCCCGAAGGUCUACCCCGAGCUGAGCCCCGCGUGCCGCUAUGCCACGAUGGAGUCGAGAUACGACGCAUCGUUCGCGGACAUAUGCUACCACACGACGUUUCCCGCCAAGAUCCAACGCGAUGCAAAGGCACUCGCAGCGUCGGCGGUCGCGCUGGGUGUGAUGAGCCUCGUCCUUGCAUUUGUGCUCUGCUGUCUCCAGAGCUCCCGAGACGCAACGUGCCGCUAG